Messenger RNA from Aspergillus calidoustus, 363 nucleotides. The record is from the annotation of a GenBank genome assembly. Lineage: Eukaryota; Fungi; Ascomycota; Eurotiomycetes; Eurotiales; Aspergillaceae.
AUGUCCGUGGCUGUCGACAUCCGUGCCAUUGCUUCAGACAGCGAAGCAGGAGAGCUGAAGCCCAGUCAAUACCAGUCAACUGACACCCACCCACGGUCUGUAGGUCCUCGUCUUCAUUCAAUUCGCGUGUCCUUCGUCCCUCAGCCAGACCGUCGGGCGAGCCUAAAUACAUGUCUAGCACACGCACACCACGCACAGCCGAAGCAAAGUUCGGUGAAGCCGCCUCCUCUAUCGGGCCAAAAGAUGGAGAAACUCUCGAAGGAGGACACUCAACGCCGAAGCCAAGUGGGUCCGGCUUCGGAGGCAUUCGGUCGUAACCACCACACCCCUUCUCGUGUAUUCACCAUCGUUAGGAAUGAGUAA